UUGUGGAGGAAGGGGCGGGGUCUCGGUGAGCGUGUCCCCCGUACAUGCCGUGUCCUGUCACCUCUCUGGGAUGUCAUGGAGGAUCGGGCGGCUGUACAGGACACGGAUGGGGAAUACGGAGCACAGGUCACCCCGAAGGACAAGCUGCUUCUCAUUAAAGGAGGAAUUUUUCUUGGCACUGUUGCAACAGCAGGAAUGCUCGCAGGUUUUGGUACAACACUGUCUCUUGCAAAGAAGAAAAGCCCUCACUGGUUCAGUAAGGGUGCUACUGCCACAGCUUCCUUGCCAGAAAGUGGUGCAUCCUUUGCCUUGAGAGCUUUAGGUUGGGGAUCGCUGUAUGCCUGGUGUGGAGUGGGACUUAUCAGUUUGACUGUAUGGAAAGUACUUGGAGUACACAGUCUUAAGGAAUUCCGGGAGAAAAUGCAGUCUAUAUUUCCAGCUGUGCCUAGAACCCAAGAGCAGCCUUCCACUUCUGAGCCAUUCAGCCUGGAAAGCCUCCUGAAAUCGAAAUGAUGUAUCGGCACGUACCUGAUGGUAUCAACUUUAUAGUCUGGUUAGCGGAGCAGCUUCUGAAGUUACUUGGCUACACACUAUAUUGCAUGAAGUUCAUUUAUGAAUGAUGAAUGUGCAUUUAAUAUAUGCAAAAGGACUUCUGGACCCUUACAGAUAUUCUACGCAUAUUUGUUUCCAAAUGGAAAUGUAAUACUACUUCUUUAAGAAGGUUGUUAUAAAAGGAUUAUUUAACAACUGUAAUAGUGUAAAGAGUGGGUUACCUUAGUGACUUCUGAGUUCUUAAAAUGAAUUUCCAAAGCCAGACAUCAUUCAAAUAAGUGACUUCAUGAACAAAAUAAAUGAUUGAUCUCUACAGAUAUGAGUUUAGAAAAAGAAGAAAUCAACAGCUCAGACUUCCCUCUCAAUUUAUUGCUGUUACCUGCUAGUCCCUCACUCGUCCUUGGCGGAAAAGGAGCUGCAGUUUAGGGUCAGAAAUGGAAGUUACUUGUCUACCUUUUAGGAAGGCCUACAGUAUGGAUAAUUGUAGGAGCCACAGUACCAAGGAAAACCCUGGAACCAAACUUCAUACAUUCAACCUCCUAUAAGCACAGUGAGAGGGAUUUAUUAAAGUAGAUCUGAACCUGAUUACUAAAAUUGUAUAUAAGCUGCAACACUGUAAUGUAAUUUUAAAAGUUUUCAUUCUUUUUUUUAAAUCUGCAGCUUUCAUUAGAAAAAACCUGGUGAUCCUGUUAUGAAGGCCACUUGCUGUUUGGCAACUGUCUCAUAAUUGUGUUCCUGUGUUGCCACCUUGUAAUAUGAACCCCUGGUUGAGACUACAAGCGGCCAUGUUAAGAUAACACUGCAUAGGCAUGGCUCAUCAUUGUUACUACCAGGACGUCAGAACAGAGCAAUGCUAUCCAUAUUCACUGUACAGUGUCACAACACUGUGUGACUCACUUCCUGAUUAAAGUCCUGCAGCUGAUCUACAAGUUUCGGGUUCCCUGAAGAAGUCAUGGAUUGCAAAACAUGUAAAAUCAGUUGAAUCAUGACUUUCAGCCUGAGUUGAGAUACACAGUGCAGCAGCAGUGUACAACUCAUAUGUCCAUUUAUAUUUGAACAUUAUGUUGAUAGUGCUAAUACAUUAUGAAAAUGUGAAGUUACAUAUUUUUUUCUGGUUUCAUAAUAAAAAUAUUAUCCUAUGAAUAUUAUCCUA
Rana temporaria (common frog) is the source of this 1705-nucleotide messenger RNA. RefSeq names its product transmembrane protein 242 (gene TMEM242). NCBI's taxonomy places the organism in Eukaryota, Metazoa, Chordata, Amphibia, Anura, Ranidae. The transcript has 4 exons. The record is from RefSeq and is a predicted model, not a curated record. The coding region runs from base 76 to 513 and encodes 145 amino acids.